This is a messenger RNA of Hippocampus comes (tiger tail seahorse), 2911 nucleotides long. Its product is annotated as golgin subfamily A member 6-like protein 22. The record is from RefSeq and is a predicted model, not a curated record. NCBI's taxonomy places the organism in Eukaryota, Metazoa, Chordata, Actinopteri, Syngnathiformes, Syngnathidae. The transcript has 3 exons. Bases 412 to 2592 code for a protein of 726 amino acids.
UAUGUAAAUAAGCACUGACGAUCUAUUCAUCCAUCCAAUGAUAGAUACCGUGGUAUGAAAAAGUUUGGGCACCCCUGAUCAUUUUCAUGAUUUUUCUUGAGAAAUCAUUGGUUGUUUGGAUCAGGCAUUUUUUUCCCCCUCCAAAUUGCAUUCUAUGACAUUGCAAUGUCGAUUUGCAUUCAAUUCAUUGUUCAGCCCUACUGAGUAUGUUGCAAAAUAGUGUCCAACAUAGCUGUAUAGAGCGCUUAUGAUGACGAGGACGAUGAUCGAGGUCUCUUCAAAGGACCAUCCCAAGACCUUACAAAGCAUCUCUGCCUAUUGCCCAAGUCACAGAGCCUUCUUCCUUUCCUUGACACAUCUUCCUACCAGCUGCCCGCCGCUCCUUUUGAAGCGUCAUCACCUCAGAAUGUGAUGAUGACACAGAGAGCGACGCCACCUCAUCACAAAAAGACCAAAAUACGCAUCGCCAUGAUGUCGGGCCAUCGGCCCUUUGCAGAGAAGGAGAGUGCCGGGGAGCUGAGUGUGCGCGAGCCCAAGAUGGAGGAGAACAUUGCCUCCUACCUGAAGUUUCUGGAGGGCAACUACCGCAAGAUGCUGAUUGAGAACUCGGAGCUGUCCAACACCAUGCGGGCCGGAGAGAAGACACAGGCGGAGCUGCGCAAGAGCAACCUGGAGCUGGAGCGCUUCAAGGUGGAGCUGCGCACCAUCAACGUGGAGCUGGAGAGCGUCCGAGUGGAGCUGCGCAAGACCAACCGCGAGCUGGACGAAAUCAAGGCCUCUAAGGAUGACCUGGCCACCGAGCUGGCCGAAAAGGAGGCCAGCUGGAGGCGUGAGAAGGAGGAGCUGCUCCAGGGCAGGGACGAAAGGCAGGAGGAUCCGGAGACCCUCGUGGACCCGGCUGGAGGAUGGACCGUGGCGGAGGAGAAGAACGAGAAGGAGGCGGUAGAGGAGGACGGCAAAGACUGCGAUGAGACACAGAAGGAGCCGGAGACCCAUCUGGACCUGGCUGGAGGAUGGAGGGUGGCUGAGGAAAAGGAGGUGAAGAUAAAAGAGAAAGAAGCGGUGGCGGAGGAUUAUGGCAAAGAGUGUUCCGAGAAGGAGAAGGACAAAGAACAGGAAGCGAAAGCUCAAAAGUAUGAGGAUAAAAACAGGGGGGAUAACACACAGGAGGAGCAGGAGGAGGAUGAGAAAUGCUGGGAAAGGGAGCAGAAGGAGCACAACGACCAGAGGGAGAAAAAUGAGAAUAAGGAGGAGGCCAAGGAGGAGGGUGCAAAGGAGGAAGAAAGCAACCAGGAGGAGGAUGAUGAUAGAGAGGAGGAGGUGAAAGGAAGGGAGGAGGAGAAAGACAACAAAAAGGAGAAAGGGAAGGAAAGGGUUGUGGAAGCGAACGGGACAGAUGAGGAGGAAGCCAGUGAAAAGGAAGAAACGGGACAGGAGAAGGAGGUCAAAGAGCAGGAAAAUAUGGAGGCCAAGGAGAAGGAAACCAACCGUGAUGAGAGGGAACAGAAACUGGGGGAGAAAGAGAGGGAAAAUGAGGAGAAGAAAGAAACCGACAGUGAUCAGAGGGAGCAGGAAGAAAUGGAAGAGGAGGAAAAGACCGAAAACAACCAAAAUCAGCUGACAGAGUGUGAGGAAGAAGUGAAAGGGAGGCACAAUCAGGAGAACGAGGAGAAGAAAGAAAGGGAGAGCGGAACCUCCGGUCACCGGACGCAGAAGGAGGUGAAGAAUGAGCGCACGCUGCAGAGCGGCGGUUUGAAGGAUUUAGAGGAAAAGGAGGACGGGGAGCAGCAAGAGGUGGUGAAAGGUGCUCUAAAUGAGGAUGAGAAGAUGACUCCAAGCAGCUGGAAGGAGGAGAAGGCACCCAGUUGGAAGGAGGAGAGAAAGGAGAUGAAGAAUGAAUGGGAAAGGAGAGACAAGGAGGAUAAAUUGGAGGAUGAGUGGAGGGAGAGGGUGAGCAAAAUGAAGGAUGAGUGGCGAGACAGAGAACGCAAGGAGGACGAGAGGAGCAAGGAGAAAGACCGGAAGCUGAAGGAGGACUGGGUGGAGAGGGAGAAGAAGGAGGAGGAGAAGAGGAAGGACCGGGAGAGGAGGCAGAAGGCCGAGUGGAAGGAGAGGGAGAAGCGGGAAGGUGAGAAAAGAAGGGAGAGGGAGAAGCUCAAGGCCGAGUGGAGGGUGAAGGAGAUGAAGGAGGAGGAGAGGCGCAAGGAAAGGGAGAAGAGGAAGGACGAGUGGUGGGACAGCGAGGAGGAGGAUCUGGGCGAGAGGAGGGGGGAGGAGAGGAGGGUGCGCGAGAGGAGGGAUAGGGAGGAGUGGAAGGAGAAGGAGAAGCUGCGGGCUGAGUGGAGGGAGCGAGAGAGGAGGGAGGAGGAGAAGAGGAAGGAGCGGGAGAGGAAGCUGAAGGCCGAGUGGGAGGAGAUGGAGAAGCGGGACAAGGAGAAGAGAAAGGAGAGGCAGAAGAAGGAGCAGAGGACGGUGCGAGAGAAGAGGAGGGAGGAGAGGAGGAGGGGAGCAGGAGGCGACGAGGCCAAGGAGAUGUCCUUCUUCGGGAGGGUCCUCAAUCUCGUCUGCUGUGGCGAGAGAGAACAAGACUGAAGGUCCGCCUCUUCAAAAUCAACGACCAAGCCCCAAAAUCGAUACGACUCCCGUUCCUCAAAAUCGAAAGAGAAAAAAAAAAAACCGAAUUAAAAAACAUUCCUCAGAGGCAAUGGGAUUCUUGUCCUCGCACCAACGACAAAACUCACAAAUCGACAAGAUUCGCGUUUCUUAAAAGCAACAGGAUUCUGGUCCUGGAAUAGAAGAACCGCUCCUCAAAACUCUCCAAAUCAACGGGAUUUGUGGACUGGUGCUGAACAAUGAAGCCCCCAAAUUAAACAUAUCCAGUCAAAAUCAAAUCGGAUUCUUCUCCUGGCAC